This is a messenger RNA of Papaver somniferum (opium poppy), 933 nucleotides long. RefSeq names its product aspartic proteinase nepenthesin-2-like. Lineage: Eukaryota; Viridiplantae; Streptophyta; Magnoliopsida; Ranunculales; Papaveraceae. Bases 1 to 933 code for a protein of 310 amino acids. The record is from RefSeq and is a predicted model, not a curated record. Gene Ontology annotation, cellular component: extracellular region. The transcript has 2 exons.
AUGUUUUCAGAUGGUCGAGGAGGACCACCGUCGUUCAUGAAUUACUAUUUGUUGAUCGAUUCAGGUAGUGAUUAUACUUGGCUUCAAUGCGAAGGUGCCUAUCCAAGUUUCAAUCAAGAUGCUCCUCUGUAUCCUUCUCAUGGUUCAUAUACAUACCAACCUCAGCGUUGUGGUAACCCCCCUGAACCUGAUUGCAUCGACGGCUAUCGUACUCGUUCUCAAGCGUAUGGCAAUGGAGCCGUUGCGGAUAUUGUUCUUGCCGCGGACAAAUUCACUUUUAACUCGUCUGCGUUUAUGAUAAACAUGGGCUGUGGUUUUAGCCAAAGAAAUUGGGAUGGUGUCUUCUGUAUGAAUCGUCAAAGAGGAAGACCGGAUUUUAUUGCCGGAGUACUCGGUUUAGGAACAGGACCAUGGUCUUUGGUAAUUCAAUUACAAGAAGUUUCACAAGGUAAAUUUUCAUACUGCUUGGAGGAAUUUGACGAUAAUUUUUUUCCAGGACUAAACACAUAUUUAAGGUUCGGCAGCGAUGCAUAUAUUGGAGGCGGAGGUCAACUAGUACAUGCGACUCCCAUCCUAGUGCCCGGCUUGACGACAUCGCUUUAUUUCUUAGCUCUAGAGGAUAUCAGUGUAAGUAACCAAAAACUGAGGUUCCGUAGAGGUACUUUUGCGCUUCGGGGUCCAAGAAAUAAUAGAAUAGGUGGUACAAUCAUUGAUUCGGGGGCUCCAUUUUCCGCUUUGCGCAGGGAUUCUUUUGAUAGAGUUGCUCAGUUUGUGGAGCAACGUUUUGCACAGCAUGGUAUUGAUGUCUUGGAAGAAAAUGCUAGAUACGAUUUCAUCUUUGGAGCCAUGCAACAAGUAAAUAAGAAGAUUUUGUAUGAUUUGAAUGUUGCACAACUCUUCUUCGCUGAUCAGGUUUGCACACAAGAUAGGUGA